Messenger RNA from Nicotiana tabacum (common tobacco), 2774 nucleotides. RefSeq names its product zinc finger CCCH domain-containing protein 30-like. The record is from RefSeq and is a predicted model, not a curated record. Gene Ontology annotation, molecular function: metal ion binding; protein binding. NCBI's taxonomy places the organism in Eukaryota, Viridiplantae, Streptophyta, Magnoliopsida, Solanales, Solanaceae.
ACUCCUACUUUGUUAUGCUAGAGAAAGCGCAUAGGAAAUGGCGAAGUACUAAAAAAGGAGAAGAGGAGCUCUUGUUGGGUUAUCACAACUUUCUCGUUCCUCUCUCUUUCUCUCUCUAAACAACUCUUGCCCACUUUCUCUCUCUAUAUAUACACACACAGCUAUAUUCAUGUAUGUGAGGAACUGCUGCACACUUUGCUCUUGCUGAUAAUUUGUUGGGUCCUGAGAUGAAAGUAUGUGUUUUCUAUUGGAGCUGAUAAAAGAUUGUAUCCAGCUACACCAUCAGCUUUGGUAUUUGUUGGACCGCCAAGAUGACCAUGAAUAAUCUGACUGUUGAAACUGUAGAUACAUUUGCUAGCUUGCUUGAACUUGCUGCCAAUAAUGACAUUGAGGCUUUCACGAGAUGGAUUGAGCGUGACUUAUCCAGUAUUCAUGAGGUUGGACAGUGGUAUGGGCGCCAAAAGGGUUCGAAGCAAAUGGUUCUUGAGCAUAGAACUGCAUUGAUGAUUGCUGCUACGUAUGGUAGUAUUGAUGUUCUAAAGCUGAUUCUGUCUGUGCCUGAUGUUGAUGUUAAUCGUUCUUGUGGACAUGAUAAGAGCACUGCCCUUCACUGUGCCGCGUCUGGUGGAUCUCUGAAUGCUGCAGAAGCCGUCAAACUUCUCUUGGGAGCCGGUGCUGACCCAAAGUCUAAAGAUGUCAAUGGCCGUUGCCCUAUUGAUGUAAUAGUUGUAUCUCCUAACUUUCUUUCGGUUAAAUCAAGCCUAGAAAACCUUCUGAAGACUGAUGGUAUCAGGGACUGCGAGCUUAGGGUGCCAAUAGCCACUUCAAACUCAAAUUCCCCUCCGCAUUCGCCUUCUCGUGGAAAUAGAUCACCAUCUUCUGCUUCAGACUCAAAUUCUUCCCCAAAGAGUGCAAAGUCCAAUGACACCCCUGUGUAUUCUAUACCAGAAAAGAAAGAAUACCCUAUUGACCCCUCCUUGCCUGACAUAAAAAACAACAUCUACUCUACAGAUGAAUUCAGGAUGUUCUCAUUUAAGAUCAGACCUUGUUCUCGUGCUUACUCGCAUGAUUGGACUGAAUGUCCAUUUGUCCAUCCAGGCGAAAAUGCUCGAAGAAGGGAUCCUAGAAAGUACCACUACAGCUGUGUACCUUGCCCUGAGUUUCGCAAGGGAGCUUGCCAACGUGGGGACAUGUGUGAAUACGCUCAUGGAGUUUUUGAGUGUUGGCUGCACCCUGCUCAAUAUCGAACUCGCCUUUGCAAAGACGGUACAGAUUGUAACAGAAGAGUUUGCUUCUUUGCUCACACGCAAGAGGAACUACGACCGCUUUAUGUCUCUACUGGUUCUGCUGUUCCCUCACCUCGAGGGAGUACUGCUGCCAAUGCUAUGGAUUUUGCUGCAGCCAUGGGCCUCAUACCUGGUUCUCCUUCCUCGGUCUCUGUCAUGUCACCAUCACCUUUCUCACCUCCAAUGUCUCCCUCUGCUAAUGGCAUUUCAAGCAUGGGUUGGCCCCAGCAAAAUGUCCCUGCCUUGCACCUUCCUGGAAGCUUUCUCCAUUCCAGUCGCUUGCGGUCAUCGCUCAAUGCUAGAGAUAUACCUGCUGCAGACCUGAAUGCUUAUCCAGAUUUUGAUGUGCAACGGCAGCUCCUAAAUGAGUUUUCUUGCCUAUCCCAGCGCAACAUGAGUUCUAAUUCUUUUAACUGUUCACCUCGUCAGAUGAGCCAUGCCCGAGCAAAUCUUGAGGACUUAUUUUCUGCAGAGAGCUCAUCUCCUAGAUACUCUGAUCAAGCAUUAGCUCAAGCUGGUUUUUCCCCUACUCACAAGUCAGCAGUUUGCAGUCAAUUGCAGCAGCAGCAGAGCCUGUUAUCUCCGAUUAAUACGAAUUUCUCACCAAGAAAUGUUGAUAAUCCUCUAUUGCAGGCCUCAUUUGGAGUUCCCUCAUCGGGGAGAAUGUCUCCCCGAGCAAUGGAGCCAAUCUCACCAAGAAGUCCCCGUGUCUCAAUACUUGCUCAACAUGACAAGCAGCACCAAUUUAGAAGUUUCAGCUCUCGUGAUCUUGGCUCCAAUGUUUCUGCUAUUGUUGGGUCGCCGGCAGAUACAUGGGGUACAGCUAUGGGAAAGCCAGACUGGGCUGUCAAUACUGGAGAGUUCGGUAGGCUAAGGCGAUCAUCAUCAUUUGAGCUUGCUAACAAUGGAGAAGACCCGGAUAUUUCAUGGGUUCAAUCUCUUGUCAAGGAAUCACCACCAGAGAUGAUGAAGGAUAAAUGUGUUCCUCAUGUCUCUGGACCGACAGGUGCUGUUGCAGAUCUUGGUGAAGGCCCUACGUCAAGCUCCCAGAUCGAUCAAUCUGAUCAACUGAGUGCAUGGAUGGAGCAAAUGAAGCUUGAUCAGUGAAUGGCUCUGUAUAACAUCCUAAUUCUUUAUUUUACCUAGUCUUGAUAUCUUCAAAAAGUAAGGUUCUGGUAGAUAGUAACUGCAUUUGAUUCUAAUGUUCUCGUCGUGUUUUCUUGGAAGCAAGGCAACUGUGAACAGAAAAACAACAAGCAGAGAAAGGAGGUCCAAAUUUCUUAAGAACAUUGACUUUUCAUUUUUAUUUGAAUUUAUUAUUUAAAGCAGGUAAUAGGAGAAUGGACCAUUGAGAAAUGAUACCUAGCAUAGGUGAUUUUUCUCCUGUAUUAUUGUUUAAUGUAGUCUAAUUAUUCAGAGAAGUUUUGCCUUAUUUCAUUGUACUGAUAUCAAUGGUUGAUCUUUGUGACAAUUCACCAUUCACAUGAA